UCCAACACGGCCACGUUCACCGGCGACCUGACGUACUACGCGCCGGGCCUGGGGGCGUGCGGCGUCACGUCCUCCUCCGAGGACGACAUCGUCUCCGUGAGCCACAUCGUCUUCGACGCCGCAAGCACGGGCAGCAAUCCCAAUGCGAACCCGCUAUGUGGGAGGAAGAUCCGGAUCCAGAGGGACGGCAGCGAGGGCAAGAAGAGGGCGAACAGCAGUGUGGAUGUCACGGUCGUGGACCGGUGCACCGGCUGUGCACAGGCGGAUCUGGAUGUGAGUCUGGGCGUGUUUACGCAGUUAGCCAAGGAGGAAGACGGGAGGGUGGAGAUGAGCUGGGCUUGGCUG
Messenger RNA from Truncatella angustata, 345 nucleotides. RefSeq names its product RlpA-like double-psi beta-barrel-protein domain-containing protein-containing protein. The record is from RefSeq and is a predicted model, not a curated record. The annotation marks the transcript as partial. Lineage: Eukaryota; Fungi; Ascomycota; Sordariomycetes; Amphisphaeriales; Sporocadaceae. The transcript has a single exon.